UCCCUAAAACUCCAGCAUCUCAGCGCCGUCGCGAGCCCCUCAUAUAUACUGUCUUAAACCCUACAUCCCCUUCGGUCGGUCGUAACUGCGUUUUUCUCUUCUUCUUCUUCUUCGCAUAAUAGCAGCAACAAUGGUGAAGCACUACAGACCCCCGGGGAAGAAAAAGGAGGGAAAUGCUGCCAAAUUUGUCAUUAGGUCACAAGCAAUCAAGCAGCUUCAAAUCAGUCUACCCCUUUUCAGGAAACUAUGUAUUUUGAAAGGUGUAACUCCAAGGGAGCCUAAGAAAAAGUUCAAGGGAACUCAUCAGACUUAUUACCAUGUCAAGGAUGUUUCCUUCCUUCAUCACGAGCCUUUGGUUGAAAUACAUAGAGCAAUACGAGUGCAUGAGAGGAAAAUAAAGAAAGCCGAGGCAAAGAAAAACCAUGAACGUGCAAACAGGCUGCGCCAGAAAACACCCAAACCCAAGAUCGAUAGGAUUAUUCGGCAGAGGUACCCGAGAUUUGUGGAUGCACUUGGAGAAUUGGAUGACUGCCUUACAAUGGUGCACCUUUUUGCAGCAUUGCCUGCAUCAGAGAGUAAAAAAAUUGACGUGGAGUGUGUCCAUAAAUGUCGAAGAUUGGCACAUGAAUGGCAAGCAUUUGUAUCUCGCACUCACAAGUUAAGAAAAACAUUUGUAUCUGUGAAAGGCAUAUACUACCAGGCUGAGGUCGAGGGCCAGCCAAUAACAUGGUUAACUCCUCAUUCACUACAACAGGUUGUAUCCGAUGAUGUUGACAUUACUACCAUGCUAAACUUUCUGCAAUUGUAUGAGCCUCUUCUUAGUUUUGUCAAUUUCCGCCUCUACCAUUCUAUAAAUUUGAAGUAUCCCCCCAUACUUGAUCCUCGGUUGGAAGCUUUGGCAGCAGAUCUAUAUGCUCUGUCAAGGUAUGCCAGUGCCAAUACCAGACCCUCUGUACUGAAUUCUGAAGCUUCUCAAGCUGAAUCUGAACAAGUGGAGACCAAGCAAAAGGAGGCAGAGACUGGAAAUGAAACAUCUGAACUAAGACUUGCUCAACUUCAGCAUCAACUUCCUUCUAAUGAACCUGGUGCACUAAUGCAUCUUGUUGAGGAAGUGACUGGUGAAGAUGAAGAGGAUCAGGAUACAAAAGACUGUAAAAAGCUCUUUAAAAAUAUGAAAUUCUUCGUAAGCAGGGAGGUACCAAGGGAAUCGAUGCUUUUUGUUAUUCCUGCUUUUGGUGGCAUAGUUUCCUGGGAGGGAGAAGGGGCACCUUUUGGGGAAUCUGACCAGAGCAUUUCUCAUCAGAUUGUUGACAGGGAAGCACAAGGACAUCGGUUCCUCUCAAGAGAAUACGUUCAACCACAGUGGGUAUAUGACUGUGUGAAUGCACGAAUUAUUUUGCCAACUGACAAUUAUUUGGUGGGAAGGACUCCUCCACCACAUUUGUCACCUUUUAUUAACUACGAUGAAGAAGGAGCAUACAUUCCUGAUUAUGCAAAGACCAUUAAACACUUGCAAGCUGCUGCCAGAAAGGAAAUCCUUCCACUUCCAGGUGUUGGGAAGGAUGCUCUGGAAGAUCCUCAAAAUCUUCUGGUUGAAGGUAUCAUUGAUCGAGCAGAGGCUAAUGAUGCAGCUCAGAGAAAGCAGAAGAUGAUGAUUCUGGAGCAGCAAUACCGUGAUGAUUUGAAAAAAGAACUUCAAGGUAUUACAUGUACCUCAGCAGGUUCUAUAGAAACAUCUACUGAAGUGGUACAGACUGGAGAAUCAACUACCAGUGUUCAUGAAAAUAUUGAUCAUGAUGACAUGGGUAAACUUAUGUUGUCACGUAAAAGGAGGGGGCUAGUGAAAGCCAUUGAGAAAUCUAGGGAACGGAAUAAAGCUCAGACUGAUCUCAUUAAACAACGGAAAAAGAAAAUUGAUGAAGAGCAACGGCAAAGGAGUUGAAGAGAUGCCGCAUUCACCAGGAUUCCAGCAUUGACUUCAUUCUGUUUUGUAAGGCCAAAUGAAAAGAAAUCAUUUGUUUUAGCACUGGAUGUUUUUAUAACAUCUCAGAUAAGAUUAAACUAUGGUUAGAGACUAGGGGUAUUUAAAAUCGAAUUAAAUUAUAUAUUAUAUUGUCAAAGUGAUAAUCUUGUAUUUUAAAAUGAGCAGAUUACCUGAUUGAGUUCGGAAAGUGUAAUCGAUUUUACAAUCAUCUUCUUUUGUUAGGGUCCUUUUGAUUUAAAGAUAUGAAAGUGAAUUGGGAUGACAAAAGAGGAAAUGUUUAAAUUAAAA
Messenger RNA from Glycine soja, 2272 nucleotides. Its product is annotated as pescadillo homolog. The record is from RefSeq and is a predicted model, not a curated record. Gene Ontology annotation, cellular component: PeBoW complex; nucleolus. NCBI's taxonomy places the organism in Eukaryota, Viridiplantae, Streptophyta, Magnoliopsida, Fabales, Fabaceae. The coding region runs from base 131 to 1942 and encodes 603 amino acids. The transcript has 13 exons. Gene Ontology annotation, molecular function: RNA binding. Gene Ontology annotation, biological process: ribosome biogenesis; maturation of LSU-rRNA from tricistronic rRNA transcript (SSU-rRNA, 5.8S rRNA, LSU-rRNA).